Lymnaea stagnalis (great pond snail) is the source of this 1594-nucleotide messenger RNA. NCBI's taxonomy places the organism in Eukaryota, Metazoa, Mollusca, Gastropoda, Lymnaeidae. The record is from the annotation of a GenBank genome assembly.
GAUGCCACCUCCGCCAGGAUUUGCCCUGACUCCUUGGGAUCUCUGGAUGGCCUGGUCACUUGAGUCAGUCCUCUGGGACGCCAUGCACCCGGACCAGUGGAACGACACGAGUGGCAACGGGAGCAGCUCUGGUAACGAAACAAGGGACGCCGACGACGCGUGGGAAGAAAUGAUGCAGUGGGAGGCCAGGCAGAAUGAAGAGCCCAACGACCACGAAACUGGUGGGGAGAACAACAGGCGCGAGCUUUUUGAUCAACCGAACGAUGAGGCGACAGAAAAGAAUGUUGACGAGCGCCAAGACCGUGACAAACGCUUUAUACAAGACAGGGGAAUGUCCAGCUGGCCGAAUUUCUGGAACAACUGGAUAAGGAGCUCGCCAUCUUUUGGAAACUAUUGGCCAAGAUUUAGACAUUUUGGCAACAGCGGUUGGAGAGGCCCCGGAUUUGCAUUCGUCAGUCCGUGGGAAAGGUGGAUGAGGUACAGGAACUUAAACUGGGAUUUCCCGAUGAACAGAUUCGAUUUUUCGCAUCGCGCCCGGAGAAGCAGUAACGAAGAUAAAGUUGAGAAUACCAACGAUGACCCUGAUCGAGAGCUGCGCAGUGAUGCAACUGACAAUCCGCGCAGAGAAUUUUCAUUUGACAAAUGGAAGGACAAUAACAGAGAACCUUCAAAGAAUCCGAAAAUGACGUCUGAUGAUAAAAAAGACAGCAUUUGGAGGAGUUCAACCAGCAAAUACGGCACGGAGAAUGACUGGCAGCAACAACUCAACACUGGUUCUUCACAGUGGAACCUAGGGUCUAAGGAACAAUACGGCACUCAAAGGUGGUCAAACGGUAAACUGUCCACAUCCCUCCCCCAAGGGCAGCAAGGGGAUUGGUUGCGAAGUUUGAUUACAAGCUCAAGGGGUGACUGGAAGAAGCCCUUUGGGGGACAAUCUUUCGGGGGUCAGUUUGAAAGCGCGAUCCUGCAGCCAACUACAAACUUCGUGUCGCCAAACGUCUUUAGGAACAUCGUACCUCGAACGAUGCUUGCAUCAUUCAUUCCACAGAAACCCGGCUCCUGGCCAGACUGGGGUGGUUUCUUUGAGGAAUUGAACAACUUCGAUUUUAGGAAUGCACCCAAGUUUACAAAUCCUUCCCAGAGGUCUGACUUUCCAGAGUUAAGUAAUUUCUUUCCUGAUGGUUAUGAUGCAGAUUUCGCGAACUGGCCUGCUGGGACCGGGGGUUUUAGUGGUCUGGAUGAUUUUGUUAGCCUUUGGAACAAACGAUUUGUGAGGGGAACAGAAUCUAAAAAUAGCAACACCGAAGAAAGUAAUUCGGAUCAGAUCGGGAAUGUCGAGGGCUCCAGGAAAAAGCGAAACACUGAUGCCUCAGAUAGAAACAAGAGAUGGGAUUUUCUCGGUUUUAGAUCCCCGUUCUUGGGUGGUCAACCGAUGCCGAACUGGGUCAACUGGUUUUACCCGUGGUGUCAGCAGUGGAGUCAGGAUAGGUUCCCGCGAGAGACCAACGAAAAGACCGGAGCUGACGAUGAUGAUCUCGAGAAAAGAAGUUCACAGGUCGAGAAAGAUAAAGGAAAGAGGUGGGGCUACGGUCAC